Messenger RNA from Calliphora vicina (urban bluebottle blowfly), 3879 nucleotides. RefSeq names its product Doublecortin-domain-containing echinoderm-microtubule-associated protein (gene DCX-EMAP). Gene Ontology annotation, molecular function: microtubule binding. Bases 467 to 2929 code for a protein of 820 amino acids. Lineage: Eukaryota; Metazoa; Arthropoda; Insecta; Diptera; Calliphoridae. Gene Ontology annotation, cellular component: mitotic spindle. Gene Ontology annotation, biological process: microtubule cytoskeleton organization; intracellular signal transduction. The record is from RefSeq and is a predicted model, not a curated record. The transcript is spliced from 11 exons.
AUAAAAUAGUGGCAAAGUGUGAAAAUAAUCGGCAAACAUAGAUGCUAAGGCAAGAUGGCGUCUUUUAUGAAAUAUGUUGGAGAUGUAACAAAACAUUUCCAAUAAAACUUUUUUUUUAAUAAAGUAGCAAAAUACUUGCUGAAAACUAAAUAAUCUAAAUUUCGGUAAUAUUUAUGAUGGAAAAACAAUCAAUUUUUGUGCAUAGACAGUUAAAAUGGUAACCAAAAACAAAAUUGUGCAUUUGCAUUUUAUUUAGUUAAAAAUAAAGAUGAGAAAGUUUUUAAGAAAUGCAUCCAAAAACAAAAUUGUGAAUUUGCAUUCUAAUUUAUUAAAAAUAAAGAUGAUUUGGUAUUAAAAUAAAGCUAAUUAAAUAAACCAAUUAAUUAAGUGAUAAAAUAGUGACAAAGUGUGAAAAUAGACUGCAAACAUAGAUGCUAAGCCUGCGAGUUACGGUAAAAAGAACGGCAUGUGGUAUGCUUCGCCGGGCAAUCAAGGCUGGGGCUCAAAACCUGCCAGUCGUAAGCCAUCAAUAAUGGAAGCGGAUUUGGGUACAUUAUCAACCACAUCGGGUUCGAUAAAACGUAGUGCCGGACGUGUGAUACGUAUUAUCAAUAAUUUGGAUCAUUCCGUGCAGUGUCGUGUCUUACUCAAUCUACGCACUUCGCAGCCGUUUGAAGAAGUGUUGGAAGAUUUGGGUCAAGUACUGAAAAUUAAUGGCGCUAAGAAAAUGUAUACGGGCACAGGACAAGAGGUGCGAAGUUUUUCACAGCUGCGCAAUGAAUUUGCCGAUGUGGAUACCUUUUAUUUGGCCACCGGCACCGCUUUAAUAGCCGGCUCUCCUAUCAGACGUUCACGUUCACGGCCCUCCGUUAUGGCGGCCGCUCCCAUACUACCUACAGAAGAUCUUCCAAAGGUUCCUUUACGUGGCGCCCGGCCACGCAGUAAAAGUCGUCCACGUAUUUUAUAUGCACCCGAAAGUGAAAUCUUACGCACAAAUGGUGAAUACACCAUGUUGGAUAUGAUGAAGGAGGAUCCCACCAAAGUAACUAUAAGGGGUCUGCGUCGAACAUUUUAUCCGCCAGCACAUCAUGCACCAGCCGAUAAUACACCACCCGAUAAGAAGUUGCAAUUGCAGUGGGUCCAUGGCUAUCGCGGCAUAGAUGCUCGUCGCAAUUUGUGGGUUUUACCCUCAGGGGAACUUUUGUACUAUGUAGCUGCCGUGGCAGUUUUACUAGAUCGCGAUGAAGAUGCUCAGCGUCAUUAUACCGGACAUACAGAAGAUAUUAUGUGCAUGGAUGUUCAUCCUUCAAGAGAACUAGUGGCCUCGGGUCAAAAGGCCGGCAGAGAUCGUAAAUCGCAAGCUCAUGUACGCAUAUGGAGUACAGAGUCUCUGCAAACUUUAUAUGUGUUUGGCAUGGGCGAAUUGGAUACAGGGGUAACAGCAGUGGCCUUUUCCCAAUUAAAUGGUGGCAGUUAUAUUUUAGCGGUAGAUAGUGGGCGUGAGAGUAUACUCUCGGUAUGGCAGUGGCAAUGGGGCCAUUUGUUAGGCAAAGUAGCGACCCUGCAAGAAGGUCUUUCUGGAGCUGCCUUUCAUCCUUUGGAUGAUAAUCUAAUUAUAACACAUGGCCGCGGUCAUUUGGCCUUUUGGCAUCGGCGCAAAGAUGGUUUCUUUGAGCGCACCGACAUUGUGAAACAGCCAUCACGUUCUCAUGUCACUAGUGUCCAGUUUGAACCGGAUGGUGAUGUUAUAACGGCAGAUUCAGAUGGUUUUAUUACCAUUUACUCGGUGGACUCGGAUGGUGCCUAUUUUGUGCGCACAGAAUUUGAGGCACAUACCAAGGGCAUUGGUUGUCUGAUAAUGCUGGGUGAGGGCACUUUGCUGUCGGGUGGUGAGAAGGAUAGGAAAAUAGCGGCCUGGGACUCUUUGCAGAAUUAUAAGAAAAUAGCAGAUACAAAGCUACCCGAAUCCGCAGGCGGAGUACGCACCAUUUAUCCCCAACGUCCCGGCCGCAAUGAUGGCAACAUUUAUGUGGGCACUACACGCAACAAUAUUUUGGAGGGCUCUUUGCAAAGACGUUUUACCCAAGUUGUUUUUGGUCAUGGCCGCCAAUUAUGGGGUUUGGCCGCUCAUCCCGAGGAUGAUUUAUUCGCUACGGCGGGACAUGAUAAACAUAUUGCGUUGUGGCGCAAGAGCAAACUUAUUUGGACCAUACAGACGGGCUAUGAAUGUGUCUCUUUGGCCUUCCAUCCGUUUGGCACGGCCCUGGCUGCUGGCAGCACUGAGGGCCAUUUGUUGGUAAUAAAUUGUGAGAAUGGCGCCGUUAUGUUGACGCUGAGAGUGUGCGGCUCGCCGAUUAAUUGUGUGGCCUUUAAUCAGGUUGGCGACAUGAUUGCUAUGGGCUCACAAAAUGGCAGCAUUUAUUUAUUCCGUGUUUCGCGAGAUGGUUUCUCCUAUAAAAAGGUCAACAAGAUUCGAGGCUCUCAGCCUCUCACACAUUUAGAUUGGAGUAUGGAUGGUAAUUUUGUGCAAACAGUAACCAUAGAUUUUGAUUUACUAUUCUGGGAUGCCAAAUCCCUGAGUCCCGAACGCAGUCCGAUAGCCAUGAAAGAUGUCAAAUGGUUGACCAGCAAUUGUACGGUAGGAUUCCUAGUGGCGGGACAAUGGAGCAAUCGUUACUACAGCAAUAACAAUACCAUAAUAGCCACCUGCAGUCGUUCGGCGGCCCAAGAUAUGUUGGUGUCCGGGGAUGCCGAUGGUUAUAUUAGAUUAUUUAGGUAUCCUUGCAUAAGUCCUCGUGCUGAAUUCCAUGAGGCUAAAGUGUAUUCGGGUAUGGUGGCCUGUGCUCGUUUUUUGUUUGGUGACCAAACUAUUGUUACUGUGGGUGGCAAUGAUGCCUCUUUGAUGGUUUGGGAUUUGGUUGAAGAAUAGCUGAAAUGGCCACCAUGGCGUACAACUGUACAGUAUGAGACCCGCUAUUCCGACUACUGGCGUCGCCGUACCUCCAAGCAAUCCUCCACCAAUUUGGACAGUGAUUCUUUGGAAUACCAGUAGUAUGAAUAGCCCUAUAAAAGAAACAAAACACCCAAACGUAAAGACCUAGACGUAUUGCAUUUUUUGAUUCGGUUUAAAACAACAUAAUUAAUGAAAAACAAAGGCUUUUUUAAAAGUAGUUUAAAAAACAAUUUGAGAAAAAUUAGAAAAAGAAACAAACUUCCACUUUAUAAAAUAUAUUUUGGAUAGAAAUUUUACUUAAAAUAUUUAAUCAAUUUAUAAGUUUAUGUUUUCUUUAUUGGUCUUCCUUUUAUUUGAACCAAAAUCCUUAAUUUAUUAAAAGGCUUCCAAAUUCUAGCUCUCUUCUUUAGUUUAAUACUUACGUCUUUUCUUCUACUCUCUCUAUCUCUUGACCUCCUCCUACUUUACAGACUAUAAGCCACUGGUGGACUUAAUCCUAACUUUACUAACUACCAAUUCACUCAAAAUAAACCUAAAACUAUUUUUUUGAUACAUACCAUUUUUACACUCAUUUAGUUUUCAUUAUAUUACCCCAUGUUUUUGUGUUCUAUUAUUUUCGUAAUAAUUAAUAAAAUAAACUAUUUACUUAUUAAAAUGUCCAUUUAACAUUAAAUUUUAACAAUAAAAAAACUCCCAUUAAAUUGUAGUUGAAAUACAAAAACAAACAAAGUGCACUUAAAAUCAUUAUUAACUAUUAAUAACUUUUAACUUUAAGAUACAAACAAAUAAACCAAACGAAAAUAUUAAGUAAAAAAACAUGUUGGCAUUGAAAAUUAUAUAUUUAAAGAACUACUAACUAAACUGAAUUGAAAGUUUAAUAAAAUGAAACUAAAAUUAAUAAAAUAAUUGUUGAAAAAGUAUAAAAA